UCCGGACGCACGGCGCGCCACACACGCGCGCACUUAUAAUGAAAGGCGCUCACGCGUCAUCUGCAUUGGGGAGCGUGAACACAAGUGCAGUCUUUAUCUCUAUGCAUAGAAAAAGCCAACCCCGUGUUGGUCACAUGUGCAUGAGUGAUGAAGCUCGGUCUCAUCCUUCCAUUACGCACCGGCCCCUCUAAGCAGUACCCCGUUGGUGCCGCGGACUGGAGGACCUUCGCUGAGUUGUACACGAGGACCACGCGGACCCCUCUGAUAGAAUCGACGACUUUGUCUGCCAAUUUAUUUCACUGAAUGGCGUCAAAUUCGCACUAUUGCUGCUGGGGCAACACCGCACAAGUCGGAGCGUGCUUUUGCAUUCGGACCAGGAAGUUCCAGACUCCCUCCGGUUAAGUCUUCACUCUUUUUUUCUUUUGUUGUUGCAACACUUCACCAUGAUCGCCGUGCCCUGAGGGGAGAUGGAUUUAGAGGGAGGGGAGCUGAACGACUCCACUUGUUUGUCCCGGAAUGAGAGCGGCACGGGAUUGAGCGCCUCGGCCGGACUGUCCACUGCGCUGGCCAGCGUGCUGAUCUUUACCAUCGUGGUCGACAUCCUGGGCAACGUGCUCGUCAUCUUGUCCGUGUACAGGAAUAAAAAACUUAGGAAUGCAGGCAACAUCUUUGUGGUGAGUCUUUCGGUCGCUGACCUGGUGGUGGCGCUGUACCCCUACCCUCUGGUCCUGAUGGCCAUCUUCCACGACGACUGGACCAUGGGGGACCUGCACUGCCAGGCGAGCGGCUUCAUCAUGGGCAUCAGCGUCAUCGGCUCCAUCUUCAACAUCACGGCUAUUGCCAUCAACCGCUACUGCUACAUCUGCCACAGCCUGCAAUAUGACCGCGUGUUCAGCCUAAGGAAAACUUGCUGCUACCUGGGCCUGACCUGGGCUUUCACCGCCGUCGCCACGGUGCCCAACUUCUUUGUGGGCUCGCUGCAGUACGAUCCUCGCAUCUACUCCUGCACUUUCGCUCAGACUGUUAGCUCGCACUACACCGUGUCAGUGGUGGUCAUCCACUUCCUGAUCCCGCUACUGGUGGUGUCCUACUGUUACUUAAGAAUCUGGGUCCGGGUGAUUCAAGUGAAGCAUCGGGUGAAACCAGAGCAGAGGGCCAAACCAAAACCAAGUGACGUGAGGAACUUCCUGACUAUGUUCAUGGUGUUUGUGCUGUUUGCAGUUUGCUGGGCGCCGUUGAACCUCAUAGGCCUGGCGGUGGCAAUAAACCCGGCCAAAGUUGCGCCCAUUGUCCCCCAGUGGCUCUUUGUCACCAGCUACUUCAUGGCGUACUUCAACAGCUGCCUCAACGCCAUCAUAUACGGACUACUUAACCAAAACUUUCGAAAAGAAUACAAGACAAUUCUCCUUGCGCUGUGCAUCCCACGCUUGCUCCUGGUGGAAACCUCCAGAUGUGCCACAGAGGGACUCAAGAGUAAACCCUCAGCUGCUGUAACAAACAAUAAUGUAGCAGAGAUAAAUGUCUAGCAGGAAUGUUCUCCUGAGGAAAAUCGGGAAUCCCGUGUUCAACCAGUGCCUUUAGACACGGCAUGUACCAUUUCCAAAUCGUGAUGCCAUCUGUUUUCUACGGCACGUAGUCCUGUUCACGGCCACGACGGACAAGCAAAAGGCGGACUCUUCCCUGGACUGUUGGUCAGUUAUUUGUGAUCAAAGCACUGUCAAUCCCCUGUAUUACCAAUGGUGCAUAUAUAUUACAAUUUGCAGCUCCUUUUGCCAGUCUUCACCCCAUCAAAAAAAAAAAGCAUCAGCUGUGCUGGUAGAUCAUCCAAAGACUAGAAAACAAUAAGUCAGUUUUUUUUUUCUCCAUACAUUCCAACACCACAAUUCAAUUUUACAAAUGUGCUACUGACUCACUGCAUCUCUUGGCGAGAUCCAUUAUGAGCAUAUCACUAAAUGGAAGAAAAAAAUAAAAGUGUGUGCUUUGAUCUUUAGAUGCAGCAUUACUGAGAAAUAAAGGUCGCUUCUCAUAAAUGCAAUCCUUUAUCUAUUCAGUGAGGGAUUUAGUCAACACUUGUCUCAGAUCCCAAAUGUUACACACACAUACACACACACACUUAGAAUGGCGUGCCCUAGAAUAUUAAAAGGAAAGUCAACCCCACAAUUUUUUCUGCAAUAUGAUGUAUGUGACCCCACUAGUCCAAACACGACAUUCAGAUUUGUAUGAGUUAAGCAGCAAAAUUCGUCCGUUUUUGUCCAUUUCGUCACUAGCCGCCGACUGAAUAAUGACAUAGCAAUUGGCACGUCUCAAGCCACAACCAAUCACAGCUAAGCUUCAGAAAACUGGUGAGCCGUGAUUGGUUGUGACCUGGCAACUGUGAUGUCAUUUUCAAUCAACAAUGAGUGGCAAAAUUAUAGAUUCAAGUCAAGUCAAGUUUAUUUGUACAGCCCUAAAUCACAAGCAGUCUCAAAGGGCUUCAC
Molecule: messenger RNA, 2477 nt
Organism: Syngnathus acus (greater pipefish)
Lineage: Eukaryota; Metazoa; Chordata; Actinopteri; Syngnathiformes; Syngnathidae
Gene: mtnr1c
Product: melatonin receptor 1C
Exons: 2
Coding region: 468-1526 (352 amino acids)
Biological process (GO): G protein-coupled receptor signaling pathway
Cellular component (GO): membrane
Molecular function (GO): melatonin receptor activity
Source: RefSeq, a predicted model, not a curated record